Spinacia oleracea (spinach) is the source of this 891-nucleotide messenger RNA. Its product is annotated as serine/arginine-rich splicing factor SR30-like. Bases 1 to 786 code for a protein of 261 amino acids. Gene Ontology annotation, cellular component: cytoplasm; nucleus. Gene Ontology annotation, molecular function: mRNA binding. The record is from RefSeq and is a predicted model, not a curated record. The transcript is spliced from 10 exons. NCBI's taxonomy places the organism in Eukaryota, Viridiplantae, Streptophyta, Magnoliopsida, Caryophyllales, Amaranthaceae.
AUGCUUUCCCUGCGUCGUCAAUCUAGCUUCCUCGUCGGUGGUUCUGGCCUCCUCCUCAUCGUCGGUGGCUCUUUUCUCGCCUCCUCUCCAGUCGCUACUUACUCGGCUGGUGGGUCUAAGAAAGAACGUAGUUUGCUCGCGCCGGUGGUUCCAAGAAAGAAAUUUGAAGAUGAACGAGAUGUUGAAGAUGUUGUGCAAGGUCGAAAUGGUUAUGAUUUUGAUGGACAUCGUUUGCGGGUGGAAUUCGCUCAUGGUGGACGAGGAUUAUCAUCAUCAGACCAUCACAGCAGUUACAGUGCUAGUAGAGGUGGAGCACCUAAGCACACUAACUACAGAGUUAUGGUCACUGGACUGCCAUCAUCUGCUUCUGGGCAAGACCUGAAGGAUCACAUGCGACGAGACGGUGAAGUUUGUUUCUCAGAUGUAUUCAAGGAUCGUCGCUAUGGUGGCACGGCUGGAGUUGUUGAAUAUGCAAAUUAUAAUGAUAUGAAACGUGCUUUCAGGAAGCUGGAUGAUUCUGAAUUUCGUAAUGCAUUCUCUCGCGCUUAUAUCCGAGUGAGGGAGGACUCGAGGAGUCUGAGUCUGGAUGAUAGGUCGAGAAGCAGAAGCUACAACCGUGGAUGUAGUUAUAGUCGAAGCCGCAGCCGCAGCCACAGUAUAUCUCCGCAAAGAAAUUCACGCCGUUCUUAUUCUAGAUCUCCUUCGAAGUCCCGCUCGAGAUCUCCCUCUCGUUCUCGCUCUAGGUAUGUUGUUGCUCCUGUUACUCGUGCUCAUCAAUCACCUUAAGGAAGUAUAAUGACUAAUCAUAUAUGGUUAACAAGAUUGCAUAAUAUUGCGUCAUAUAUCUGGUUCAUUUCAGUAAACUGCUUAGCUUAUACCAACAUCUGGUUA